Messenger RNA from Grus americana (Whooping crane), 1580 nucleotides. RefSeq names its product crystallin zeta (gene CRYZ). Bases 121 to 1110 code for a protein of 329 amino acids. Lineage: Eukaryota; Metazoa; Chordata; Aves; Gruiformes; Gruidae. Gene Ontology annotation, cellular component: cytosol. Gene Ontology annotation, molecular function: zinc ion binding; mRNA 3'-UTR binding; quinone reductase (NADPH) activity. The record is from RefSeq and is a predicted model, not a curated record. The transcript has 9 exons.
GCCCUGGCGCGGCGUGAGACGCCCGUCGCCGCGCCCGCCCCCCCGCUGCCCCCGCCCCCGAUCGGCCCGGGCCUGCUUUCCGCCGCGGGGCAGGAGCGCUCCGGAGAUAUUCUCAUCACUAUGGCAGCCACAAGAAAUGUGAUGCGAGCUGUCAGAGUUUUUGAAUUUGGUGGCCCUGAAGUGCUUAAAUUCCAGUCAGAUGUCUUAAUUCCUGAUCCAAAAGAAAAUCAGGUGUUAAUUAAAGUCCGUGCCUGUGGGGUAAAUCCUGUCGAGACAUACAUUCGUUCUGGAAGUUAUGCUAGAAAACCAGCUUUACCCUACACUCCUGGCUCAGAUGUGGCCGGUGUAAUAGAAAGUGUUGGGGAACAUGUGACUGCAUUCAAGAAAGGUGACAGGGUUUUUACCAUUAGUACGGUCUCUGGAGGAUAUGCAGAUUAUGCAGUUGCUGCAGCUAAUAGAAUCUUUCCUUUGUCGGAUAAAUUGGACUUUAAGCAAGGAGCAGCAAUUGGGAUACCCUACUUCACUGCUUAUCGUGCUCUUUUCCAAAAAGGACGUGCCAAAGCAGGGGAAAGUGUGCUAGUGCAUGGUGCGAGUGGGGGAGUGGGAAUAGCAACAUGUCAGAUUGCCAGAGCUUGUGGUUUAAAGGUUUUGGGUACAGCAGGAACUGAGGAAGGCAUGAACAUGGUUCUGAGAAAUGGUGCUCACCAAGCAUUUAAUCACAGAGAAGCUAAUUACACUGAUAAAAUUAAGGAAUACACAGGGAUGAAAGGAGUUGACAUAAUAAUAGAAAUGCUCUCUAACAUCAAUCUUGCUACUGACUUGCAACUGUUGUCCUAUGCAGGAAGGGUGAUGGUUGUGGGCUGUAGAGGUCCUAUUGAGAUAAAUCCAAGAGACACUAUGAGUAAAGAAUCUAGCAUAAUUGGAGUUAGUCUGUUUCUUGCAACUGAGGAGGAGAUGCAUGAAUGUGCAACAGCAGUCCUCAAAGGCAUAGAAGCUGGCUGGCUACAACCAAUUGUAGGCUCUGAAUAUCCACUGGCGGAAGUAGCUAAGGCUCAUGAAGACAUUAUUCAUAACAGUGGUGCUCGAGGAAAGAUGGUGCUCCUUCCAUAAAGUCCUUUUCCAUUUAUUUUGUAGCUGUUCUAACUGCACCAUGGCUUAUAUGAUUCAUUGAAUGUAUGUUAUAAAGCAUACUUUUGAUCAGGUUUGACAGUAACAGCAAAUGCUAACUUACAUUAAUUAAUUAACAAUCUAUUUUCUUUUUUUAAUAAGCAGAGUUGCAUAGAAUUUAAAGUAAUUUUUGUAGCCUUUUUGGCUGAUGUGGAAAUAAUUAAUUUGCUGGUGUGGCCUUGUGAUGCAGGGGAAACUAAUAUCUAAGAUAGGUUUUGAUACCAUGCUCUAUGUGAAGUUAUAGUGAGGCCACUGUAGGUAGUGCAAAAUGAAGCCUGCUUUUUAAGCAGAUACACCAAUGUAUGUAACUAACUAUAUGCAUAUAACUAGGAGUCUCCAAAUCCUUUAGCCACAGAAUUUGUCUUAUCUUUUGUCACAUAAUUUACUUGGAAUAAAAGCGUUUACUGCCAAAA